AUGGAACGAGGGAAUUAUUCCAUGUAUGCAGACGUUGUCCUCCUGGGUUUGUUCAGCAACACUCACUUUCCCUGGCUCCUCUUCGCUCUCAUCCUCCUUGUCUUUGUGAUCUCUAUAGCCAGCAACAGCCUCAUGAUCAUUCUCAUCCAUGUGGACUCCCGCCUCCACACCCCCAUGUACUUCCUUCUCAGUCAACUCUCUCUUAUGGACAUCCUAUACAUCUCCACCAUUGUUCCCCAAAUGCUAGUCGACCCAGUGGUGGGCCAGAGGACAAUUUCCUUUGUAGGGUGUACGUCCCAACACUUCCUCUACUUAACUUUGGCAGGGGCUGAGCUUUUUCUUCUAGGACUCAUCUAUGACUGCUAUGUGGUCAUAUGCAAACCUCUGAAUUACCCUGUCCUCAUGAGCCAGAAGGUCUGCUUAUUGAUUGUGGUGGCAGCAUGGCUGGGAGGGUCCUUGGAUGGAUUCCUGCUCACCCCAGUCACAAUGCAGUUCCCCUUCUGUGCAUCUCGGGAAAUUAACCACUUCUUUUGUGAGGUGCCUGCCCUUCUGAAGCUCUCCUGUACUUACACAUCAGCUUAUGAGACAGCCAUGUAUGUCUGCUGCAUCAUGAUGCUCCUAAUCCCAUUCUCUGUCAUCUCUGCCUCUUAGUGCAGGAUCCUCAUCACUGUUUAUAGGAUGAGUGAAGCAGAGGGGAGGCAGAAGGCCAUGGCUACCUGCUCCUCACACAUGGUGGUGGUCAGCCUCUUCUAUGGAGCAGCCAUGUACACAUAUGUGUUGCCUCAUUCUUACCAUACCCCUGAGCAGGACAAGGCUGUGUCUGCUUUCUAUACCAUCCUCACUCCCAUGCUCAACCCACUUAUCUACAGCCUCAGGAACAAAGUUGUCACAGGGGCUUUACAGAAGGUCUUGGGUAGAUGUUUCUUCUCAGGAGGUGUGGUGUAG
Molecule: messenger RNA, 945 nt
Organism: Orycteropus afer afer
Lineage: Eukaryota; Metazoa; Chordata; Mammalia; Tubulidentata; Orycteropodidae
Product: olfactory receptor 2T27-like
Biological process (GO): G protein-coupled receptor signaling pathway
Cellular component (GO): membrane
Molecular function (GO): G protein-coupled receptor activity; olfactory receptor activity
Source: RefSeq, a predicted model, not a curated record